CCUGACGUCAUUGGCCCGUUUCCGUAGAGGAAGCCGCCUCUGCUGCUGCAUGUAAACAAAGAAGCAACAGCAGGUCUGAUGGAGACAACCUCAGUUAAACAAGGGAAACAUUGAACAGCGAUCGCUUUGUUUGAUCUGAAGCUGACAGUCUGUGUGUGAUGGGGCUCCGCUCCAACUGAACCGGAACCAGCAAAUAUGUCUAUGGAAGAUCCAUUCUUCGUCGUCAAAGGCGAGGUACAGAAGGCUGUCAACGCAUCACAGAGCCUCCAUCACAGAUGGAGCGAGCUGUUGCAGGAGGGGGGCGGGGCCUCCAAGGAGGAGAUGGACUGGACGACCAAUGAACUGAGGAACAGUCUGCGCUCCAUCGAGUGGGACCUGGAGGACCUCGACGAGACCAUCAGCAUUGUUGAGUCCAACCCAAAGAAGUUCAACCUGGAUGCAGCCGAGCUGUCCAAGAGGAAAGCAUUCAUCACCACUACCAAACAGACUGUAAAGGAAAUGAAAGAACAGAUGUCGAGUCCAACUGCUGCUUCGGUGGAGAGAAAGAACACACAGGCUCUGCUCGGUGACCGUGGAGCUCAGGGUCCGAUCUGGCAACCCGGUCCUGAUAAAUACGGCCGGCUGGACCGCCAACUGCAGAAUGCCAACUCUCAGUUCAUCGAGGAGCAGCAGGGCCAGCAGCAGCUGAUGGCCGAGCAGCAGGACGAGCAGCUGGAGCUCGUGUCGGGAACAAUCGGAGUCCUGAAGAACAUGUCGGAGAGGAUCGGCAUGGAGCUGGACGAGCAGUCUGUGAUGCUGGAUGACUUCACUCAUGAGGUGGACAGCACUCAGUCCAGACUGGACAACGUCAUGAAGAAACUGGCCAAAGUGUCUCACAUGACCAGCGAUCGUCGUCAGUGGUGCGCUAUCGGCAUCUUGCUCUCAAUCCUCUUCGUGGUUAUCCUCCUCUUAAUCAUCCUGUGAUUGAUUCAUCCUCCGGUCACCACAGAACUCGUUUUAAACCUGUGUUUAUUGAGCUCUACUGAGCCUUACUGGACUAUCCUGGACUCCACUGAACACUGUUCCCCUCGACCAGACUUCAUUGAACCCUACGGAGGUUAAUUAAACUCUCCUGGGUGUUUCUGAACUACGAUAGACUCCACUGGACUCUACAGGACUGUACUGGACUCUGCCAGACUCCACUGGACUCUACAGGACUGUACUGGACUCUACCAGACUCCACUAGACUCCACUGGACUCUACAGGACUGUACUGGACUCUACCAGACUCUUCCAGACACUACUGGACUCUUCGGGACUCACUGACAGACUUUCUGGACCACACUGUGUGUGCGAGACUCCACUGGACUCUUCCGGACUCUACUGGACUGGUUCCGGCUCACUUGGACCGACGAGGCACUUUGUUUCUUUGCGUAUUUGACUGUUGUUAAAAUUGUCACGGAGGUCAGAGGUCAAAGCAGGUGGAAACAUGUUUGAUGUGUUUUAAGGGCUGAAAAUAACCGCAACGGUUCAAUCCCAUUAAACCACUAAAGUAACUCUAGAUAAACGUUAAUUUUACUCCACUUUAACUCUAGUUUUACUCCUUGAAGUUCUUAAUGGAUUGAAGUAAACGAGUUGUUAAACAAAGCGAAAAAAUAUCCAAGCUCUCACACCACUCGUGCAGUAUGAUCCCAGUGUCAUUCAUCCAGUAUUGUGCUUUGUACAUCCCAAACUCCAGCAUACUGGAUAAAACCUCAUUUAAAAAAAUGUAUUAAAACACUCCGGAGUCCAACCAUGCAGACAUGAGACUGUUCCACUCCAUUUGAACUCUGUGUUAACAGUUUUUUCCUGGUUUUAUACAGGUUUAAAACAGUUUGUAUCAUGUUUAACCCUUUAUUAAGUCACUUUAAUCCUGGUUAAACGUCAGUUCAGCUCUGAUUAGUCUGAGGUUGGAGUUUGUUGGAAAACAUUGUUAAGAACACUAAGACUUCCUGUUUGCGUUUACAUUUCAUGUCGUUUAGUUUUACUGACUGAAUCUUUUUUUGAUCUUUUAAUGGUAUAUUUUACUUUAUUGUGUGUUUGUGUUUACUGAACAGAUCGGUCAGGACAUUAUUGAUAAGUGGAAUUUUCUACUGUUUAAAGGUUAAACCACACACUUUAAUGCUUCACAAUAAAGGCACUUUCCAGAUGAAUCUCUGGAAGGCUUUUAAUGUGAAGCUGCAGGAAGUGAAGCCCUGAAGGUUAGCAGGCGAGUAACUUCCUGUUGGAAAUUGUUUGUAAUCAUGUAACGUGUGUAGAACGGAUCGGACCUACGGUACGCGUAGCGGUGAAAUAUCACGUGUUUCCUGUUUAAGAUUUGAAUGAAAUAAAACCACAGAUACUCUCAAAUACACAGAUUAUAAACACACUUACCUGUGGAGUUUAAUCUCUGUAAUUAAUUUUGGUGUGUUUUAACUCUUCAUAACACUAUUUAGUAUUGUCUGUAUGUCCUUUGAGAUUUGAUUAUGAAUUAUUUUCAUACUUUGAUUUCGGUGCUUUUCACAGCCACUAAUUUAGAAACCCAUCCAUCCAUGUUUUAACCUCCAUGAGCUACUUUUCUGAAACAAACAAAUAGUCCAAAACGAUUAAUAAUGAAGAUAAUAACAACUAGUCUGUAUUUUGCUGUAACAUCCUGAAUCGGAACAGAUGAAUGACUGAAUUUCUGUUAAAUGGAAGACAUGUAGUUUGAAGUUAAACUGUUAUUGUUAAAUUUUAUUAAACUAUAUCAUUGACUGAGUGAAUGAAAACAUCA
Pungitius pungitius (ninespine stickleback) is the source of this 2769-nucleotide messenger RNA. It is a transcript of the gene stx6, whose product is annotated as syntaxin 6. Gene Ontology annotation, molecular function: SNAP receptor activity; SNARE binding. The coding region runs from base 196 to 963 and encodes 255 amino acids. The transcript has 8 exons. Gene Ontology annotation, biological process: retrograde transport, endosome to Golgi; Golgi vesicle transport; vesicle fusion. The record is from RefSeq and is a predicted model, not a curated record. Lineage: Eukaryota; Metazoa; Chordata; Actinopteri; Perciformes; Gasterosteidae. Gene Ontology annotation, cellular component: SNARE complex; synaptic vesicle membrane; endomembrane system.